Messenger RNA from Euleptes europaea (tarantolino), 565 nucleotides. It is a transcript of the gene TCF15, whose product is annotated as transcription factor 15. Gene Ontology annotation, molecular function: DNA-binding transcription factor activity, RNA polymerase II-specific; RNA polymerase II transcription regulatory region sequence-specific DNA binding; protein dimerization activity. Lineage: Eukaryota; Metazoa; Chordata; Lepidosauria; Squamata; Sphaerodactylidae. The record is from RefSeq and is a predicted model, not a curated record. The transcript has 2 exons. Gene Ontology annotation, biological process: regulation of transcription by RNA polymerase II; developmental process. The coding region runs from base 1 to 549 and encodes 182 amino acids.
AUGGCCUUCGCCAUGCUGAGACCGGUGGCCGCCCAUGUGCUCUACCCUGACCUGAGCCUCAUGUCGGAGGAGGACGAGGAGAACCGCAGCGAGAGCGACGCCUCCGACCGGUCCUACGGCUGCUUCGAGGGGGGCCCCGAGUCGCCCCGGAAGCCGGGCCAGGUGGGGGUGGUCAAGCAGCGGCAGGCGGCCAACGCCCGCGAGCGGGACCGGACCCAGAGCGUCAACACGGCCUUCACGGCCCUGCGCACCCUCAUCCCCACCGAGCCCGUCGACAGGAAGCUGUCCAAAAUCGAGACCUUGCGCCUGGCCUCCAGCUACAUCUCCCACCUGGCCAACGUCCUGCUCCUGGGCGAAGGCUGCGAGGACGGGCAGCCCUGCUUCAGGGCCAUCUACGGCUCCAAAGGGGAAAGAGAGGCCAAGCAGCCCCGGAGCAUCUGCACCUUUUGUCUCAGCAACCAGAGGAAGGGGGGCAGCCGACGGGAACUCGGCAGGGGAAACUGCUUGAAGGCAAGAGGGGUGAACCAGUUGAAGGUGCUGCGGAGGUGAGCUAAGCCUCAGAGGA